AUGGUGGUGGUAGCCCAGAUGUUAUCGACCGCGCGUGCACGCGCGCAUCUCACGCUUCGUCGUCUUCGUCGUCGUCAUCGUCGUUGUUGUUCCGUGAAUCCAGCCGGCGGCAAUCCCAUGGCUACGGAAGAUGCAAAAGUGUUACCUUCGGCAGUCACUGAUGCGAACAUUUUCUCUAUCAAAAAAAAGUGUAAUCGGAGUUUCGGUGGGCAUCCUCGACGUCGUGUGACUGCUAAUGCCAGGAAUCGUGAGCGGCAGGCGCCCAUAGAAGAGUGCCAUCUUAAAUCCCGAGCUGGCUUCCAGCUGCCUUUGUCGGACGGCGUUUCUCAGGUCACUUUUCAGUACUAUCUCGGUGAACACCAGUCGCAAAUAUUCUAUGGAGGGUUAACAAUUGGACAUCCAGGUACUGGUAAUAUUAAUGUGGAGUUGGGUCAGCCAAUUCCCAUUGAUUUGCGCGAGAACUAUAACGAGGAGGGCCUCUUUCCACUGCCCUGUUUGGCCGUACCCACCCACAUUUUUCGGCGAUUCCGAGUCUACCGGAUUACCUCUUCAGCAUCUUGUGAUCUCAAGAAGCUUGCGGCUAGUCUCUCUACCGACGGUGCGUCUCCAGAUGAAAGUGAUGCGAGCUAUCCUCCGACCGGAGAAAAGCUGUCGCUUUUAUUCCCCUCAACGACACCGAAAAGUGGAUUAUCUCUGAUCAGCCUUCGCGUCUACUACCCUGUACAGUAUAUGCAAUCUGCAAACGAGUUGCAUCCCAUCCCUGGAAGCCAAAAAACAGCACCGUUAGCAGUGCGUACAUCGCCCGUGUUUAUGUUGCAGCAAUAUGACGAGGUGGUUGCCUACCAGAGCCUCCUCACGAUGCCGGUGAGUGAGUUCGCCAGUCGCGUUCUCAAAGGAGUAGCAGGGUCUGUAAGACUUACAAACUGGUCUUCUGAACUCCCAACUCCGGUCAAGGUGGAGAAUUAUGACUUCAAAAAGGGUACGCAGUCUUCUCACUGGAAAUGUAGAUUAGGCCUGCUAAAUUUCUUGAGUGGAAACACUUUCAAUGUCAAAAGGCAUUCUCUUAAUCAAUUUUUAGGUGACACAUCAGUUCAUCAAAAUGAAUCCCUCACCCAACCUCCAAGUUUCUUGAUUUUGCCAGUCAGUGUAUACAACCGAUUCGCAUCAAUGAGGCGAAUGCUUUUGGAUGGCUACAAGUCUCCAAUCUGUCCUGAUAUAGGGUGGCGUGUAGCCAUACCCCAAUUGGCCACCAAAAAGGGAGAAGCUGGGACAGUUAUCGAACCACCGAGUUGGGACCAAUGGACUGGUUUGGAAACUGUCAUUGCGGCACCUUCGUGGAUUAUUUCGAAGACUCAAAAUGGGGAACCGAAAUCCAAUAUCAGGAUGGUUUUUGUUCGACGUCAAUCUGAUGAUUGUGGAGAUGCCAUUAGCCCUUCUUUGCGAAAAUCCAUAUUCGGUCCGGCCCGAAUCCGUCGAACUCGCAUGAAAGGUACGAAUCGGUUGGUCAUGAAAGUCAAGCAACUAAUAUCAACGAUUCCAGCCAUCAUAUCUAUGAAUGAGGCGAAAGUGAAGCACCAGAACGAUCUUACCUCAGAUAGGGACCAUACUACUGAUGCUACCUCUACGGGAAUCACAGAGACACUGAAUUUUCGAUAUGUCUGGUCGCGUGAUUACCGAUCGAACCCCGUCAGACGCGGUACACUGGGUCCAAUGCUUUCAACCGACAUUGAAAACGGUCGUUCCGUCCUCUCCCCACUUCCAGAGGGAGCAGAAGACAAUGCACUCACUACGGCCCCUCCCUCCUCAAGUGUCACCAAUGCAAGCACCGAUGAGGAAGAUACUCGAAGCAUUGGGGAGCGGUGGCAUCAGAACCGUCGACAACAGCAGCAGCAACACCAGCACCAACGACCCACGCGGUCGUGCCUCCCACCGCAGCGUCUUGAGGUGUUAGACAGGGAUCUCGAGAGGGCCCUUCAGCGAAGUUUAGCCGACGGUCGAAAUAAACAUUCAAGCCAUGCGAAACAGGAGCUCUCACCUCCGCAGCCCUCUACAACUGCAAAAAGGCGGUCACGUCAGAAGCGCACUAGUUCAUCAAAUCAUAUUUCAGAGGAGCAGGACACUCACAGACCCCUCGGAGGCGCUCUGCAAAGGCAGCUUCAAAAUGGGGUGAAGAGAGCUAAGUCAGAGGUGAUGCUGGAGAUGUGCUUGGACGUAGCUGCGUCGAAGCCAUUGGGGCCAGAGACGAUAGCAAACAACGGCAGUACUUGGGCGAACAGGUUGCGCUCCAACUCCCCUUCGGCCACCUCUGACUCAGCUGCUUCCAACAGUCUACGGAAACGCGAAAAAAGUUCCGUGAUGACAAAAUCUUGCCCAAAUGUGGACUCUACAGGGGAAAGUGAAGAAUUUUCAUGUUUACCAGGGAAUGAUGCAGAGCAUCAGCCAGUCCCUGCUUCAUUGAAAAUGGGGAUGAAUAAGGGAGGAGAAGCAAAGAAGAAACCAAGAGAGGCAGGAGUCGUCAUACCAAAGUUGACUCUGGCAAUAGAAGGAAAUGGUCGGGUGCGAGUGAAAUCACAAUACCGCUGUAUCCACCAGAAGCACCAGUCUGCUGCAGAAGUAACAGUAGCAGAAGUCAGAAUGGCAGAAUCUGAUGAUCCCUAUGCCCUCCCAUCGUCGCCUCUGAGCAACGGUCAAGAGACCUGCUGUCCUAUGCCUGGACCAAAGAAAAAGAGGCGUUCUCCUUCACCGGAUCCUCCUGUUCUUCUGCCAGAGGGAGAGGUAGACCAUGUAAACAACAGCGAAGAGGACGGAGUUGGGCUGACGCUAGAUGAGAGCUUUCAGGAGUGUGGCAAAAGGUCUACAAUACGUGGUCAGCCAACGUCUCAAUUGACAUCGGUUACUUCGAAUAAUUUUAAUUUAGGAAGCGAGUUGUCGCAACUGCCACCAUCGCUCCCGCCCAUAGAAGCGACGGCAACUUUCUUUGGUGCCCAUGACCAACAUUCCGUCUUUCCACCGUUUUCCGCAUCCGUGGUCGGUUGUUCUGUUGGACCACCGACCUUUACAAUUAGUCUACCGUCUUCGCUUCAACAAAUCACAAGCGUAGGCGGUCAGCCUGUGUUUGCUUCAACCCAGCCUAUUGUCGUGUCUUCCCCUUCACUCCCAACACCUGACGUCACGUCCAAUCUACUUGGUGCCUAUGGCAACAGUUCCCUUGUAAAACCCAACUCUGCAACACAUACCGUCUCUUCCCAUACGAAUGUCGCCUUUUGGAACGAUUGCGCACUUGGUCGUAGGCCAGCAACAAUGUGGACGCCCCGGAACGAGCCAUUGCCACCUCCGGAUCCCCCUCUGCUCGCGCGUAUGCAAGCAAUGCCCAGUGGUGGCGAUAAUAGUGGUGUUGGACUCUGUUUCUUUCAUCCUUCUGCCUCAGCAGUCGCUUCAGCGACAGGAGCGUCAGCGUCAUCCUUUCAAUCGACUCUCUUACCAGGAAUCGUACCAAUUCAGCAACACCAUGCGUCUGCCACUGCAACUACCACCACCGUUGCCCCUGAUAUCACAGUAACAGUAACAACACCACCAAUCCACCAACAGGCCCUCCUUGAUGCCUCGACUACGGGCUAUUCUAUGUUGACCUCAGAUGCUGCCACUGCUCUAGCCAUGGCCGCUGCUGCAUAUUUCAAUCCCCCUGUCAAUUCCAUCCACACCACAUUGCAUCAAUCUUCUACUCCCGGCCCCUCCACUAAUAACUCCAUCUCCAACCAACCUCCGGUGACUGCUACUGUAUGGAACAACAACAUUAGCAGUGGUUUUUUGUGA
This is a messenger RNA of Hydatigera taeniaeformis, 3813 nucleotides long. Lineage: Eukaryota; Metazoa; Platyhelminthes; Cestoda; Cyclophyllidea; Taeniidae. The record is from the annotation of a GenBank genome assembly.